Messenger RNA from Rubroshorea leprosula, 2248 nucleotides. Lineage: Eukaryota; Viridiplantae; Streptophyta; Magnoliopsida; Malvales; Dipterocarpaceae. The record is from the annotation of a GenBank genome assembly.
CUACCUCGUGCAGAGUUUGAGAAAAUGUCUUCAGAAAGGACAGGAAGUGUAGUAGGGAGUGAGGUGGAGCCCUUGGACUACGGGGGCAUGGACACUGAGAGUAGUCCAUCUUCGUCUAGUUCGGAGAAAACGGUGGAGGGGGUGAGAGGAGAUGAGGUGGUGGAAGUUAGGGGAGGAGAGGUGGUAGAGGUGGGGAGGAAUGAGGGAGGAGGGGUUGAGAUAGUGGAGGAAGUGAAGCAGUACCGAUCUGAACUAAGGACCAGGGAGGACCUAUGUCACUUAGUAGAAACGUACGAGAUCUCUUCUCGGGUACUAGUUAGGCCAGCUGGAGUAGAGGAGAGGGCAUGUUCUGCUCCUCGGGAUCAUUGGAUGCCCGUAUACUCCCAUUAUUUGUAUGCUGGGCUUAAGUUUCCAAUUCCCGAGUUGCUAGUAGGUUUACUGUUAUAUUACAACAUAGGGUUGACACAGUUGGUCCCUAACGCAAUGAGGGGGGGAAGUAGGAGGGAUAAGGGGUGGUAUUAUUUCACCCCUAGGGUAGCUAAGAAAGAGAGUAGGAUUUUAUUUACUGCGGGUCCUUCAUCCAUUAAGGGAUGGAAGGAAAAAUUCUUUUUUGUUGAUGACACGGAGUGGGGUAAGGGGGAUGCCGAGGUGAGGGCGUUAGCCUCCUGGAAGGCCAAAAGGGCCAACCAGAAUAGGUUUAGUUUAAAUGAGGAUGAGGAGGAAGAAGUGAGGAAGUUGGUGAGGAAGAGGGGGGAGGAAUUGAAUAUCAUGGACCUCACCAGCGCAGCAUGCAUAGAGGCUGCUGAGCUCUAUGGGCCAAGCGCCCUGAGUGAAGCUGAAAUGGACCAGUUUUUGAACACUACUGGAGGAGCGCCCAUCCCCAAGAAGCCAAGGAAGAAGUCAAAGACUUCAACCAAGAAAGUGGAUGAGGGGAGGACCGGGAAAGAGGUAGUUCCCGCGGCUUCAGCUGAGACGGAAGAGGAGGUGCCAGCGCUAAAGAGGAAGGGUUGGGAGGAGAGGAGGGCACUGCAAAAGAAGCAAAAAGUGGUGGAGGAGGAAGAGGGGAAUGGGGUUCCUGAGUUCGUACCUCAGCCUCUUCCUGUUGAGCUGGACCCCGAGCUCAGACAGUUGGAGGAGGGGGCUGAGGUAUGGGCUCCUGGGAAGGGGAAGGGCCCUGUUUCCCUUGUGGUGUCUCAGAGCAGCCUGUUCGAGGCGAAGAACGUAAUGGGGGCUAGGUGGUUCAUCAACAGCACCUUCCCUGAAAGCGCGAGCUGGGUGAAUGGUCUAGCCCGGGAGUUUAGGGAUAGUGUCAAGGAGCGUGCACUCUUGCAGAGGCAGUGUGACCAGCUGCAUAAGGAGAAGGAGGAACUGGAGAAGAAAAACAAAGAUCUGCAAGAGUCGCUGGACGAGGUGGUUCCAACUAUGAAGCAGUUGGAACAGGAGAGGUCUUCCCUGAGCACCAAGCUCGGCUUCGAAGAGACCAAACGAAAGAUCUCUGAAAGCGAGCGUGAGGCUCAGGCGCAAGAACUGAAGCUGACGAAGGAGGCUUUCCUGGAGCUGAAGGGGAACGUGCAGACCUUGGUGCACAAUGGAAUGAAGGAGCACAUCAGCAACUUCAUCAGCUCCAGCUCGUUUGACAACAUCGUCAACCUAUACCGGCUGCUUACUGCCAUCAUCGCGUUCAUGGACUGCAAGAAGAAGGUGAAGGCAGAAUAUCCCGAAGUGGAUAUUACAAAGAUCACCUUCGGAGCGCAAGAAGAAGGAGUGGAGGAAGAUGGGGAGAGCAUGUCAGCAGACUUCCGUCCUCAGAUUAAACUGAGGUGGGAGGAUGAUGCACACGGACGUGUUGUUUUCCCUCUCCAGUUCGACUUUGAGUUCAUGGCAGUGGAGGAAGAAGAGGCAGAGGUAGAGGAAGACGAGGUGGAGGCAGGAGUGGAGGGAAUUGAAGUGGGUGAGAGCCAACCAGUUCCAGAAGUGGAGAUUCAUCCAGUUCCCUCUGACGAUGAGCAGCCUCCUCUACUAGAUGAGCAGCAGCCAAGACAGCCACCUCUUCCAUCUAAACAGGAGCCAAUGGUGCCACCUCAUCCAGCAGAGAACUAAUGUUAUUUUUCAAUUUUUUGUAAAGACAUUUAUAGCUUGUAAUUGUUAUUUUAAUUGAAAUGAAAAUUUAUGUUUGAAAUUAUGUGUUUGUUUAUAUUGGUUUUACAUUUUUGGUAUUAUUUUUUAUUAGUAAAAGAACUGAGAUUGU